This is a messenger RNA of Debaryomyces tyrocola, 1514 nucleotides long. The record is from the annotation of a GenBank genome assembly. Lineage: Eukaryota; Fungi; Ascomycota; Pichiomycetes; Serinales; Debaryomycetaceae.
AUGACUUAUAAGGGUAUGUUAUUUUAUCAAGAAAAAGAAUUCUGUUCCACAAUACUAACAAUGUAGUUAACGAUAAAUUUCCAGUCAGUGUCUCAUUACAAUAUAUUCCAUACUCCAAAGAGAAGGGUGAAAUUAUUGCUUGUUCCAAUCCAACAAGCUUCAACUUAGAAAAGGAGCUUCCCGGAAAAAGAAUUGUCAUAACUUCGGCAAUAGGAGCAUUCACUCCACCAUGUACCGAAGAUCAUUUGCCAACGUAUUUGAAUAACAUCAAGAAUUUCAAGUCCAAGGGAGUUGAUAAAAUCAUUGUUCUUACCGAUAAUGAUCCAUUUGUCAACAGUGCAUGGGGCAAGGCAUUGGGAUACAAGGACGAAGAAAACUACGUAAUUUUCGCAACUGAUCCAAAUGCUGCUUUGUCGAAAAAUUUGGGCAAAGAGUUUAUUGCAGAUAUGACCGACGAUGGUUUUGGUGUCAGGACAAGCAGAUAUGCAGCGAUCAUUGAUAAUGGUGUUAUCAAGUAUUUGGAGAGCGAAGACGGUGGUGGGUUUACCUCUACAACUAAUGCCAAUGACUUGCUAAAGAAGCUUGAGUGAGAACUAUUUAUUUAGUCGAGAUUUAGUCAAUUAUAUGAUAUAAAAUUACUUUAGACUGUAGUCUAUCUCUAUGAAGUAUACUAUAAGGAUCGUCUAGGUCUAUAAGAGCUUAUGCCGUAUAUUAGCUUGUUUUAGGUGUAUAUUUGCUAUUUAUUGUUAACUAUUGAAAAUGCGGGUAACAUAUUCAACCUUCAGGGGUUCAGAAUCACCUGAAUCGACCGACUCAAAUGGACACUGUUUUCAAAGGACAAGUGGGCUAUUUCUUUACAAUUAUACGAAGACCAUAUAAUAUAAAAUGGUAUGUAUAGCACACAAUGAAUUGCAUUUGAGGAGAAUUUAACGUCAUUGAUUGAUUGAUUAAAUGAUUAAUUCUACAUUGAUUACGAUUCGCCUUACUCUUACUCUACGCAGAUGAUACUAACGCAUUUAUAGUCUAGAUCAGGGUAUGUUUUAAAAGGCUUCAGUACAAAGGAUUAAAAAUGAACUCUACUAACCAUAAAUUCUAGUGUUGCCGUUGCAGAUGAAUCAUUAACUGCCUUCAAUGAUUUGAAGUUGGGUAAGAAGUACAAGUUUAUUAUUUUCGCUUUAAACGACCAGAAAACCGAAAUUGUUGUUGAAGAAACCUCAACUAGCUCGGAUUACGAUGCAUUCUUAGAGAAGUUACCAGAAAACGAAUGUAAAUAUGCGAUUUACGAUUUUGAAUACGAAAUCGGUGGUGGUGAAGGUAAGAGAUCCAAAAUUGUGUUCUUCACAUGGUCCCCUGAUACCGCCCCAAUUAAAUCCAAGAUGAUUUACGCCUCUUCCAAGGACGCUUUAAGAAGAGCAUUGAACGGUAUUUCUUCCGAUGUCCAAGGUACUGACUUUUCUGAAGUUGCUUACGAAUCUGUUUUAGACAGAGUUAGCAAGGGUGCUGGUUCUCAUUAA